Messenger RNA from Penicilliopsis zonata CBS 506.65, 1295 nucleotides. RefSeq lists its product as hypothetical. The record is from RefSeq and is a predicted model, not a curated record. The transcript has 6 exons. NCBI's taxonomy places the organism in Eukaryota, Fungi, Ascomycota, Eurotiomycetes, Eurotiales, Aspergillaceae. Bases 203 to 976 code for a protein of 257 amino acids.
CUGAGAAGGUAAAGUAAGAGGCUAGAAAGUUGAAACUGAAGCAUAAUAAGUGACAAUAAUAUUUAAGGACCAAUGAGUGAAGAUAAAAGAGUGAAAGUAAACAUAGAUAAAUAAAGAACACCUUCUCCUCACAGCAAGCGCCUCUUCUCUGGUGCUGGAAUCAACAAAAGGUUGUUGUCAAGCGGGACGCGGCCAGCCUUAGAUGGGGAAGUGGUUGGCGGCACCGCCGGUCUUAGUACCACCGCCGGGACAGGGUCGUGCCCCCCAGAACGGAGGAGCAACACAUGCGAGGAGGGCCCUGUCAACAACGCUACAGCCAUACAACAGCAAGGAAUUUAGGAGCUCCGGGGUUUCUGAGGGCGACUAUUGGCAUUAUUGCUAUGGCUGCUCGCGCAUGCUCCUCGCACCCCGCCGAGCACGAUUUGUGGCAGCCGAGAGACGAGGGAAAUUUCUCCGGGCCGGUGGGAUCGUGGAAGCAUGCGCGACACUGCGGCUAUUGGCGAGUAGGAUUGCUGGACAGCCCGAUCCAGACGAUCUCCACUUGGCACGUAUCACCUUCCUGUGGCUCGAAAUCUCAAAUAAUCCCGGCCGAUGGGCGGGCGAUCCUGGCACGCUAGAGCGCCUGAGAUCCAAUGGUUCCAAGUUUACGAGCAGGUUCAGCUCACCCCCAAACCAUCUGUCACAUCGACGGAAGAUUUCCUGCACCUCGCCAGCUCUCGGAACGUGGCUUGUAAAAUUCUCGAAAGAAUUACCAAGUCUGUCGUUGGCCGUUUCCUGUCUGUCAAUUUUUGGCUCUCACUUGAACGCUCGCAGGUACGGAGUAUGGAGUACCUCUAAGGAAAUGGUUCGCGCCGCCCUUCUCGUCAGGAUCGAAUCAAGUGUUUAUCCCUUCGAUCAAGUCAUGACAUCAGACAACCAUCUCAAGGAAAUGAUUACAGUGGGGCGAAUGGACAGCAAGGUUGCUUCGGCUGCUUAACCUCAAGUAUGGUUUUGAACGACUGGCUACCUGCAACUCUUCAAAUAAUAAAGGCUAUUCAGGGAUGGUUUCUCAUCAUCUCCUCGCAUGGGAGCCUCCCCGCUUAUCCUCGAAGCAAAUUUGACGUUUGAAGAUGGUCGAGAUGUCAACAACCCUUGCUAAUUAUCCAGGGACUCCGUACGGAGUAGUCCGUGCUGACUGGUUUAUUAAUUAUGCAAAAGAGGCGAUUGAAGCCGACCGACCUCUGUGAUGCAUAGGUAUUCAAUAGUUAUUUAUGCCAGCAAAUAUCAGCAAAACCCAGUAUUUUAGUGGUUAAGAG